UCGGGGCUGUCCGGCGGCUGGCUGCCCCUGCGCCCGCCGGAGCGGUUGCCUACCCGAUCCUGGUCAGGCAGCCUGCCGGGCUUAGCUGCCGGGUCGCUGCUGAUGGUCCAGGUUUUAUUUUCCUUCGUGCUCCCUGCGUUUAGAGCCGAUAAUUGCGUCUGCUGUAGCGAGAGGAGAGACUUUGGUAUUUUACAGGAGCUUUUCUGAAGUGUUUUGGGGUUCUUUCUCGGGUCUGUAGAUUACAUGCGGACACUUCACUUUCAGCCAUGCCUGCCCCGGGAGCUUUCUGUCUGCAGUAAUUUUCUCCCUUUGAUCUUGCUGGAUUCUCUUUCGGGCUGUGGAGCUCCGCUCGCACCUACCUGCCUGCUGCAUGUGUGCGAGAGAGAUUGCUUUCUUUUUUUUUUUAAGUAUUUUUUUAUUAUAAAUACCGAUUGUUUUUUGUUUGUUCGUUUGUUUUUUUAAAAAAAGACCAAAACCAAACAUCAUCAGACCCACACAGGGUUUUUUAAGCUGCUGGAAAUAACUUUUGCCUAGGAUUUACAGCAACAUUCCCAUCCAUCCCGGCCCCUGCGGACUCCAGCAGGCACACUGCCUAACAGGUUUGCAGAUCUUUUUUCUUUUUUUUUUUUAAUCACUUUUUCUCUUCAUAGCUGUGUGAUCACUGUAACUUUGGUUUUAACUGAAAAUAGCCUCUGUCUAAAAUCUCCCAGUUAUGAAGACUCCUCAAUACAUUCCAUGUGACCUUCGGGCAGACCAUGGAACUUUAUAUUUUAUUUUGUGGGGCCUUUAGUCGGGAUCUCCUUAAUGUGUGCUUGGAAGUGGUUGUACCAGAACUCAGGCACGCACAGAAAUAGUGCGAGAGAAACCAGAUAUGCUGUAACUUUUUGCUUGAUACCUGUUUGGCUUGGUAUCUAAACUUUUAAAGUGUUUUGCGGCCUUUUUAUUCCCUGGGAACUUGAAACUAUGAAGAGAAGCUCCCUGCUUUAUUAAUUGUCCUGGAGAACUGCACCCAGAGUCAGACUCUGAACAUGGAUUGCUAGGAGGAAAGUAAAGCUGAUCUCCAAACUUGAAUGCAGCACUUCUGGCAUGAGAAGGAUGGCAAGGAUCAACUCGAUUUGGAGGAGAAUGGUACAGAAGCAAACUUUCUUUUCACCAUAAAUUCAAGAAAUACCUCCUGUGUAAUUUCUGAGAAGGAUACCAAUAAUUGCAGAUAACAUUCAAGGUGAAGGGCUUGAGCUCGUGUUGUGGGAAAUGCUGGCAAGAAGGUGAGGUGUCUCUCAAGGGUGUUUGAGAUGGAUGUUUUGAACCUGUGGAUCUUCCUAACUCUUGGGCAGGGGACACGAGGACAGCAUGUCCGUGGGGAGAUCUCCCCACGCCUCAUCUCUGUGGGACUGAUGAGUUCCUAAUGCUCCCUGAUGUUCCCGUAUAUCUGAACUUAUUUCUUGCUUGCAACCUGUUUCGCUGAUCUUUCUGGAUUUAUCUGCUGGAGGAGGGACUCAUAAUUUAGGAUUUUUUUUUUAGUUUGUUUGUUUAAAAAAUGCCUGUGAGCUCCCAGCGGCCUUUGAGCACGUGGCACCAAGGAAGAGAAACGGUGAUGGUGAGAACUGGAGAAGUUGUCCGGUAAGCAGCGCUGGCGGUGACUGAGCCCCUCUGUCCUCUCUCUCCUGCCUCCCCGUUGCUGGGAACACACGCUCAGAAACCUGACAAGCUUUGCCGACGGCUGGAGCCCGCCGCAGGGUGAGGACACGUUCCUGAGCGGUAUGUGUGGCCCGAGCCCGCUGCUGCAGCUGGUAGCAUGAGUGCUGGCCCCCAGCUGCAGCUGGCUGUCCUCUGGCCUUGGCUGCUCAUGGCGACCCUGCAGGCAGGACUUGGCCAUACAGGGCUGGCGCUGGUGGCGGCGGUCGAGUCGGAGAGGUUGGCGGCGCAGAAAGCCAUCAUUAGGGUGAUCCCCCUGAAAGUGGAGCCGAUCAUACUGGAAGGGGAGUUUGCAAACGUUGCCGAGGUGACUCCAGCCGAAGGAAAACUGCUCCAGUCCCACCCAUUGUCCCUGUGCAACACCAGUGAGGAUGAACACACCGAAUCGGGAUUCAUCACCAUCGUCAAGCUUGAACAGCCGGAUCGGGAUCCCAACCCCUGUCUAUCACUGGCUAACAAGGCAAAGCUGGCGGGGGAGCGUGGAGCCCGUGCGAUCCUUUUUGACAUUACCGAUGAUGAAAGUGCUGCUGAUCAGCUGAGAAAGCCCAGAGGUCUGAGUCAGCCUGUGGUUCUGAUCAGGGGCCAUGAUGCUGAGCUUCUCAUGGGUGUUGUGAACAAGAACAGAGAGGCCCACGUGAAGAUAGAGGUCAAGGAGCCACCAGCUUGGCCAGACUAUGACGUGUGGAUUCUUCUCACAGUGGUCAGCACUGUGGUCGUCAUCAUUUUGAUUUUUGUUGUCCGCACAAAGUGCCAGCUGAACAGGACUCAGGACUCCUUGCAGCAGCAGACCAUGCAGGCCAUUGGGCAGCUGGCCACGCGCAAGUACCAGGCAAGGUGCCGGCAGACGUCGCGAUGGGACUCGGCCAGCAGCUGCAGCUCAGCCCCGGUCUGUGCGAUUUGCCUGGAGGAGUUCAGCGAGGGCCAGGAACUGCGGAUCAUCUCGUGCUCCCAUGAGUUUCACCGGGAGUGUGUUGACCCCUGGCUGCAGCAGCACCACACAUGUCCGCUUUGCAUGUUCAAUAUUCUUGCCAGAGACUCGGUGGACCAGGCCACAGCUGCUGGCUCCAGGCUGGCCCCUCAGGACAUGGAGCCCGGACGGCGACUCCACCUUUUCCGCCAGCACCCAGGACAUGCCCUUUACCACCUCCCACACGCAUAUCCUCAGAGGAACCUCAGGAGCUUUCCCCCGGAGCCAGCCCAUGGCAACCCCUUCUUCCACUCUCCGGAGCUCUCCCAGCUGGAUUUUGGCACCAUCCACUACAUGCCUUACAGGCCAGCCACCUCCCUGCUUGCCUGCGGCCACCCAUCUCCCCUGGCCCCGGGCGUGCUGGGCCAGCAGCACCCCAACCCCUCGACGUGCGGGCAGAUGCUGCCACCCCACAGGACUUGUUCUCUCCAGCCCCAGCCCCCCUGCCUGGGGCUUAAGGCAGCCCUGGUGCACAAGCAGCACCGUGUACCCGUCCUGCGCCGGGGGGUCAGCCAUGGCCACCAGCACAACAGCAGUGGCUCUGGGGAGAGCUAUCUCACGGACCACAGCGGGUAUCUGGCAGAUGGGCCAGGCAGUGACUCCAGCUCGGGGCCCUGCCAUGGUUCCUCCAGUGACUCCAUGUUGAACUGCACGGACGUCAGUCUGCAGGGCAUCCAUGGCAGCUGCUCCACGUUCCGCAGCUCCCUCAGCAGCGACUACGACCCCUUUGUGUACUGCAGCUCGGAGGGACCCGCCACGGACAACGGCCAGGAGCAGCCACAGCCGCUGAGGGAGACGCGGCCCAGGUCCGUGGACCUGAUGGUGCCUGGAGGUGCUGCUCCGGCCAAGGCCCAGGUGCUCAGCCACGUCCACUACCACCACCACCAGCACCAUCACUACAGAAGAGACAUGGAGUGUCCACCUGGGCACGCUGGGCAGGGGCCUGGGCAGCGCAAAUCCCGGUACUCUGGUGCCAAAGUUGGCUUCCACGGUUCUCGGACACAAAAGAGGACCGAGAAAAACCAUCACUGUCAGCAGCCUCUGGAAAGCGGUGCUGUGCUGCAGGAGGCAGCUCCGGCAGGACAGCCAGCCUGUACCCAGCAAGACUGGGAGUCCCCUCAUGCCCCCUCCGCUUCUCCAAACAGGUUGGACUUCAGUGUAGAUGCCAACAGACAACCGGGAGCAGCUGGCACAUCCCCUGUCCCGCUGCCCCCGAGACACAGCUUACAGAGCCGUCAUCACCGAAGGAAAAGAAAGUGUCCCCUGGAGCCCGACCCUGCUCUCCUGCCCGAGGACUCAGCCUUGCCCAAAGCCUGCGAUGCUCACAUUCCUCACGGCCAUCCCGCUGGCUACCACUGCUUGCCCGAAGUCCAGCCUCUGAUCCCAAGCGCUCCCCUGCCCUGUGGCUCGGGCUCUCGGCCGCUCUGGAAGUGUUUAGUGCUGCAGUCCGGCUCAGAGCUGAAAAAGCAGGAGGAGGGGUUGUCAGGACGGGAGGGAAACCACACGGUUCCUGCUGAUUUCUCAGGGACGGGGAACCCCAGACACAGUUUGAGUCUUCACCUUCACUGCCCGUCUCAGCAAGGUAGUCAGGGAUCUGAAGAGGAGGUCCAGGAUGUCCAUGAACACUCAGUUUAAUAAAACACUGGCCUGUUUGCUUACUAGAGAGCUGGAGUGGACAAAGAUGUUCAGCGUACCAGCCGUAGAGGAGCUCACAUCUUGCUCUUUGCACAGGCAAUGCGUAAUAACCAGCCCUGACCUGCAUGGCCCACACCAAGAUGCAGACUGCAAAUAAGCAAUGUGACACUUGUGGUCUCCUCGCAUGGUCUCAGGUUGCAAUGGUCACACAAAUACAGAGCCGUGUUCUCCAGGUCCCAUUCUCCUUUGAAGGCACAGGCAGCCCAUCUUCAUCCUGUGGCAUCUAUCUGCGUGGGCUGGCUUGCUCAGAGAGCAGCCUUGGGAUUCACCAGCUGGAGAGCUCGCAGAGUGAGUGCAAGCUGCUAUUUUGGCAUGUUCAUGCCACAGAAGAUUUUGCUAAAGACUCCAAAAAUAAACAAGCCUUCAAGACCAAAAGCUGCAGAAAUGACUUUCUGUGGCCUGGUAGCUCCUGACUUCAUUUCCUCACUUAGGUCAAAAGCCAGAUUUCUUCAUUCAACUUUUCCACUCUUAUUUCAGACACAGGAACAAGCUAUUCUCCAUCUCACCACUCACAGGUCUGCCCUGCAAGUUGCUUCUUCUGACUUCAUUGGAAACCAACAGCUCUCACCACUUUUGAUCACUUUGUUGUCCCUCAGCUGACGCCACCUCGGCCAUUUGCUGCAAUCUGCCAGCAGCAGGAGAGGUGAAGACACAGGGACAAUGGCAGGGAAGGAGCUGGGUCAGACUCUAUUGCAAAGAAUGCACCCUCUCAUCUGGCAAUGUGAACAAGUCUCUCACUCAUCCUCUAACUCCUCCACCUACCCUCAGAACAAGUGUGAUGGCCAGCCCUGUUAAGAGCAACUCAUUUGUUAGGCAUAUUUAAAACCUGAGAUGCCCCAGUCACAGGAGUCAUGGAAAAUCCUUGAGUUCACAUGGCUCCUGCUUCUCUCCUUCCUCCCUUGUUGCCCCAAGACACAGCAAAAAUUCCCAGCAAAAGCAUCCAUAAUAAAUGCAGAGCAGAGCCCCAUCCAUCACCCAGCCUUAUCUUCGUAUUCCUGAGUCACCUGAAAUGAUCCUGCAAAAGAAUUUUUCAAAAUACCCUUCUGCCUUUUCUAACUUUUUGAUGAUGGAGAGAGAAAACUUGAGAAAUUGCUAGGCUCUUGGUUUAUUACUUUUUCCCCCUUCCCAUUUGUGGGGGUUUCUUUUGAAUGUCACUACUUCUUAUUUCCUACAUCAUAUAAUUUGGGGACAUUCAAGUAAAUAAAACCUGCCAAAUUCAAAACAUACAGAACCCAAACAGUUUUCAUACAGCAGGGAAUUAGACUGUCGAGUUCAUUGCCCUAAAUGAUCUUUCAGGCCAAAGAAUUAGCCAGAUUCCCACAUGAAGUGCAUAUUUAUACAGCACCAAGUGUUUCCAGAGUUAAUGCUAAUGAUGCAUUGGUGAGGACAGUACACUGGAGCUGAAGGUAACUCCUGACAAUUUGAAACCCGGUGUAGGGACAGACUUCCAUCUGCUCAGUAAGCUUUCUGUGUCUUCCUUUGAAGCAGCAGCUUCUUCUCCAGUUCAGGAGAGCGCACUGGUUAUGUAGUCCCAGUUCAGGAUAAUUCUGCCUCUGCCUUCAUUGGUGAGGAAAGCUUUUUAUGGGGUUUGCUGCCCUUAAUCUUUGAAAAAGGCAUCUUUGUCCCAGCUGCUAAUCAGUCACUGACAUUCAAGUGAUGGUUUGAAAAGUCAGCCAAUAGCACUGUUUUAAACAAAACACUAUUCCCUUGCUAGUGUUCGUUUCUUGGCUCCUGUGACCAAGCCACUGCAGGACCUUUCAGUCUAGAGAAGAGCUGAAUUUCUUUCAUGAAAGAACUCAGCAGAACUAUAUUUUAACCUUUCCAGGCUCUUCUUGCUUGUCCUACAGAGCAAGCUCACAAGCAAGACACAAGCUCAGAUGUUUUCUCCCUUGCAGGGAAGUCAGUCUUAAACUAGAGGAAGAAAAUCCAGGAGUGGGUGAAGAUUCCCCCUGUUCAACUUCUUGUGCAUGUGGUCCAUGGCUUGUCUCAACCAGCUCCCUACAUCCUUGACUAUCCUGGAGGGCUCCGAUGACUUUACAGAGGGGAGGGUCAUGAAGUCUGGGUGCGCCCACUGGUUUCUUUAGGAGUCAAGAAGGCUGAGAGCCUCCAGGGAUGCAUUUCACUGCUUCAAAGGAAUGAGCAUCUAGUUUGCAGUCUAAAAGUCCUCUUCUCUUUCCCUCCUUAUCCUUAAAAAAAAAGGAGGGCUCUGAAUCUGUGGCAAGCACCAAGCUUCUUGGAGAAAGUUGUCAGCACUAACGCACCCUUUCCACUCCCUACUGCAGUAUUACCAGGCUGUGCAGGGCAAUGCCUGCUUUAAAGUGGUUUCCCUUCCAGAUGUUAUGCUGCUGCUCCUUUUCAUCUAGAAAAUGGCCAUCCUAGAUGCUGGGCCCCCUCCCUGGGGCUUGGCGAGCUGAAUGAGAGCAUGCAGGUCUGCCUCGGUGGGUUCUCAUGUGGGAGGAGAGGGAGGAACUCUCUGGGAAGGUAGUUUUUAAGAUCCUCUUCAGUAGACGGACUACCAUCCUUGGCUGCCUGGAAGGGAAGAAGCAAUAUCUGAGAAAAUGGGGAAUGGCUCCUCUCAGUUCUGUACCUCUUGCGUCUGGGCGAUGCUUUUGAGUGCUCAGUACCCUUGGGCUCCAUCACCCAAUUUCUUCAGCAUCACUGCAAUGAAGUGGAGCUCAUUUUCCUUCAUUGUGUCCAAAGUCCCAGCUGAAAACCGAUGGAAGCCAGAGCAUCCCAAAAUCCCUCUAUCUGAAACCGAAGCCCCAGCACUUCCCCAGGGACCGGACCUCCCACCCCACCGAGAUGGGUACCGUGGGCCGGGCUGGGUGGACCUCCACCCUUCCUGCACAAAGCCUCCGCUCUCCCUUUUAUAAUGUUCAGAUCCUUUUGAAAUGUGAAUAUAGGUUUGGUUUUUUGUUGUUGGUUUUUGUUUUGUCUUUUUGCUGAGUCUGUCCUGGCUCUUGGGAAUAAAUUAUGACCCCCCAAAAAAGGAAGAAUACGUUUUAUAUAUAUGCAAAACAGUGUAUUUAUGUCCGAUAGAAACAAAGAUGUGUGGAUAUGCUGAUGUGCUCAGAAAUAUAUUUAUUUACUAAUAUAUUUAUCCAUGUACCCGG
Harpia harpyja (harpy eagle) is the source of this 7470-nucleotide messenger RNA. RefSeq names its product ring finger protein 43 (gene RNF43). The transcript has 9 exons. Lineage: Eukaryota; Metazoa; Chordata; Aves; Accipitriformes; Accipitridae. Bases 1796 to 4297 code for a protein of 833 amino acids. Gene Ontology annotation, molecular function: ubiquitin protein ligase activity; frizzled binding. Gene Ontology annotation, biological process: ubiquitin-dependent protein catabolic process; Wnt receptor catabolic process. The record is from RefSeq and is a predicted model, not a curated record.